Molecule: messenger RNA, 255 nt
Organism: Trichomonas vaginalis G3
Lineage: Eukaryota; Parabasalia; Trichomonadida; Trichomonadidae
Exons: 1
Coding region: 1-255 (84 amino acids)
Source: RefSeq, a predicted model, not a curated record
AUGGCUCGAGACUCUAAGAUUGGUCAAUAUUCAUCCGAUGUUGAUGAUGAUAUUGACGACGAUGUUGCAGAUGAUGGUGAUGAGCCUGAUUUUGGUAAAAUUAAGACUAAAAAGCUAAAAAGAGGACGUAAACCAAAGAAAGCACAAAAGGAAUCCCCUGUUAAACCUCGUCCUGAGGGUGCCCGUAGUAACCCAUCUCGCCAUGCGAAACCUGUUUAUGCUGACUACGAUAUUGAUGAUAACGACGAUGAAUAA